ACAGUGGCCGUUUGAACUUUAUCACACUCUCUUCAAACUUCAAAACCUCCCUCUUUCAUUUCAUUAAUAACCCACUGGAGAGAUACUGAGGGAGAGAGAGCAGAGAGAGUGAAGAAGAGAGAGGAAGAUUCAAAGUUCAAAACCCCCCUCUUUCAUUUCAUUAAACCCCCACUGGAGAGAUAUUGAGAGAGAGAGGGAGAGAAGGAGAGAGAGAGAGAGAGAGAGAGAGAGAGAGAGAGAGAGGGGAGAGAGAGAGAGAUAUGACAGGAAUGGUGAUGUUAACAAAGGGAGGUGGGUGUGUUGGGAAGAUAUCAAGAAAGGCUGCUGCUACUACUGAAGCUGAAGAGCAGCAAAAUCAAUUAUCACUAGUGACUUUACUUCUUGAUGCAUUAAGAAAAUCAAUGUUCUCUUCCUGCAAAUUAGUGGGUGAAGACGGUGGGGAAGCUGAGUUUGAUUCUUCAUCCUUUGUUCAGCAGAUGGAGAUAGGCUGGCCCACAAAUGUCCAGCACUUGACCCAUGUUACUUUUGAUAGGUUUCAUGGCUUUCUUGGUCUUCCUGUUGAGUUUCAAGUUGAAAUCCCCUGUAGAGUCCCCAGUGCCAGUGUUAGUGUCUUUGGCGUCUCGGCUGAAUCAAUGCAAUGCUCAUAUGACUCGAGAGGUAACAGUGUGCCCACUAUACUAUUGCUUAUGCAGGAGAGAUUGUAUUCACAAGGAGGCUUAAAGUCGGAAGGAAUUUUUCGAAUUAAUCCAGAGAACAGCAAAGAGGAACAUGUGAGAGAGCAGUUAAACAGAGGCAUUGUGCCACAAGACAUUGAUGUUCACUGCCUGGCAGGUCUUAUAAAGGCCUGGUUUAGGGAGCUUCCUUCGGGUAUUUUAGAUGGACUUUCGCCAGAAGAGGUACUGCAGUGCAAUACAGAGGAGGAAUCCAUUGAACUUGUGAAACAGCUAAAACCAACAGAGACCGCUCUACUCAGCUGGGCAAUUGAUCUCAUGGCUGAUGUUGUUGAGCACGAGGAUACCAACAAAAUGAAUGCUCGGAACAUUGCUAUGGUUUUUGCCCCAAACAUGACACAAAUGUCUGAUCCUUUGACGGCCCUGAUGCAUGCAGUUCAAGUUAUGAACUUGCUCAAAACUCUGAUAAUGAGAACUAUACAAGAGCGCGAUGAGGCAUCAACAGGAGAUUCGCUGACUAAUUAUUCACCUAAAUCAAACUAUUCUUCUGAUAGGCUGACUGAUUAUGAAGACACCAGCUGUGAACUCCGAGCAUCUCCUUCAAUCCCUACCGAACAAGUUGAUUACAGUACUGAUAGCGAGAUUGAAGAAGAGAUUGAGUCGAUCUGUGAGACAGAAAAGUGUGUUUCCGAACAAGUUGAUGAUGACAAAGAAAACACAAGAAACAGUUGUGAACUUGGAGGACCUCCCUCAAACCAUACUGAACAAGUUGAUUGCAAUGUUGAUGAUGAGAACAGGGAUGAAAUUGAACCAAUUUGUGAGACAGAAAAGUGUUUUUUGGAACAAGUUGAUGAUGACAAAGAAAACACAAGAAACAGCUGUGAACUGGGACAGUCUCCCUCAAGCCUUACCGAACCACUUGAUUACAACACUGAUAGUGAUUACGAAGAUGAAAGUGAGUUACUUUGUGAGUCAGAAAAGGCACUUUUUAAAGAAGUUGAUGAUGGCAAAGAAAACACAAGAGACGGAUCUUGUGAAGAAUCUGGAGAUUCGCGAAAAGAGCAAGAGACAAGUCCUAGAAGUUCUCGUCCAAGUACAAGUGGCGGAGAAGUCUUGGAAUUGAGUGUGGGAAAUAUUGACGAGUCCAAUGUUGUCCAGAGUACAUCAGAACUCGGUGAAAUUACAGCUGACUUGAACGAGGUAGACAAGCUGAUUGAUUCAAGUUUUCCUCUGCCUAUGUGACUCUGAAGUUGCUAUAAAUUGUUAUCUUCACUUAGGAAUCAUUUGCUUCUAGGGUUUGUUCAGCUGGGGGCUGAACCUUUUCUUGUUCUCUGAUAUGAUCAAUUAGGAGGUAAGUGUGAGUGGUGUGCUUUGUGAAUCUUUGUUGUUCAGCUCCAGUUAACCCUUUCCAGUUUGUCUGUUCUCACCGGCUGUAGAAAUUUAACUUUAACCAUGCAGAUUAGGAGUUGUAUCCAACAAAAACAAGAACAUUUGAAUCUCUACAAGCUACCUUGUUAUUUCUGAAUGAUUUGUUGCAAAAA
Molecule: messenger RNA, 2212 nt
Organism: Daucus carota subsp. sativus
Lineage: Eukaryota; Viridiplantae; Streptophyta; Magnoliopsida; Apiales; Apiaceae
Product: rho GTPase-activating protein 2
Exons: 4
Coding region: 261-1913 (550 amino acids)
Biological process (GO): signal transduction
Molecular function (GO): GTPase activator activity
Source: RefSeq, a predicted model, not a curated record